GAGCGGGCAAACGUGACGCACGAUUCCGCUUCUCCCGUCUCCCGCUUCUCCUCUCGGCUUCCUUCUCUCGUCUCCGCAUCACACGAGGGAGGGGGGGCCCGAUCUGGAAGGUUCUCGAACCUUCUAGAGCCUCUCGCCCUCGGCCGCCACCCCGAUGGGCUCCAAGAGCGUCUCCUUCAAGCUCGUCCUCCUCGGCGACGGGAGAGUAGGGAAAACAUCUCUUGUGCUGCGGUAUGUGAAUGAUGUCUUCUCAGAAAAACAGGAAGCAACGGUUCAAGCUUCUUAUUUGACAAAGCGCCUUGUUGUUGAAGGUGUGACUAUUACGCUCUCUAUCUGGGAUACAGCUGGACAAGAGAAGUUCCAUGCUCUAGGACCUAUAUACUAUCGUGAUGCAGAUGCUGCUCUUUUAGUAUAUGACAUCACAGACAAUGAUACGUUUCUUCGUGUUACAAAGUGGGUGAAAGAGCUUAAGCAAAUGGCAAAUAAAGAUAUUGUUAUGGCCAUCGCAGCUAAUAAAAGUGAUCUGGUCAGAUUGAAAAACAUUGACACUCACGAUGCAGCAAGCUAUGCAGAAAGUAUUGGGGCAACACUCUUUGUUACUUCUGCCAAAGCUGGUACUGGGAUUGACGAUAUCUUCAAUGACAUAGCCAAGAGAUUAUUAGAGAAAAGAAAAAACAACUCCGAUGGCUUGUCACCAGCUCAUCCAAAGAAAGGCAUUUUAAUCAUCGACGAUGAACCUGAGAAAGAACCACCACCAAAGUGCUGCUCAUAGCGUGAUUCCUAUGCAAAUCUUGUGGGCAUAAUGUCACAGAAACCUGCAGUUGAUAUAUGAAGGAUAAAAAUCCUUGCAUUAACUUUGCUAUUGCUUUUCUGGAACUCAGGAGCAAUGGAAGUGUAUACUGGUUGAUCAUUCUUUAGGUCGUGUAAAUACUAAAUUCAGUCCAUGAAAUCAUUGUCAAAUAUUAUUCGAUAACCAUGAACUCACGAUUCAAUAUGCUGAAGAAGUUCAUGACCCUUGUAUAGUAACUCAAACGUUGCUUAUGU
Molecule: messenger RNA, 1044 nt
Organism: Oryza brachyantha (malo sina)
Lineage: Eukaryota; Viridiplantae; Streptophyta; Magnoliopsida; Poales; Poaceae
Product: ras-related protein Rab-21-like
Exons: 6
Coding region: 155-772 (205 amino acids)
Biological process (GO): Rab protein signal transduction
Molecular function (GO): GTP binding; GTPase activity
Source: RefSeq, a predicted model, not a curated record